AUGUCCGUGGCCUGCUGCGUGCCCCUUGUCGAGUGCGUGUCCUGCCUAGCGUGCGCCCGUUGGGUCUGGAAAAAGUUCCUCUACACCGCAGGCCGCGAGAGCGAGACAUGGGGCCUCGCCACGGCUGCAGAGUUCGAGCCCGUGCCCCGACUCUGCCGCUACAUCCUCUCGGUCUAUGAAAACGACCUUCGCCAGCCGGUGUGGGCCCCACCCGGCGGUUACGGCAUAAAUCCCGACUGGGUCGUCUCCAAGAAGGACUAUUCCGACACGGCCGGCCGAGUCUCACCUUACAUGAUCUACAUCGACCAUGAAAAUUCAGACAUAAUCUUAUUGAUCAGGGGACUUAAUUUGGGUAAAGAGAGUGAUUUUCUACUACUGCUUGAUAACAAGCUCGGCCAGACUACGUACGACGAUGGCUACGUGCAUAAUGGGCUUCUGAAGGCGGCCCAAUACGUUUUGGAGGAGGAGUGUGGGGUGUUGGGGGAGUUGGUGGGUAGGUAUAGUGAAUACAGUUUGACUUUUGCCGGGCAUUCUCUUGGGGCCGGGGUGGUCACGUUGCUGACGAUGCUGGCGGUGAAGAAUAGGGAGAAAUUGGGGGGUGUCGAGAGGGAUAGGAUCAGGUGCUUUGCAAUUGCGCCUGCACGGUGUAUCUCGUUGAAUUUGGCGGUUAGAUAUGCGGAUGUGAUAAACUCGGUGGUGCUGCAGGAUGAUUUCUUACCCCGGACAACAGUAGCACUUGAGGACGUCUACAAAUCACUUUUGUGUUUCCCUUGCUUGAUGUGCAUAAUGUGCUUAAAAGAUACGUGCACACUAGAGGAGAAGAUGCUCCAGGACCCAAGGCGGUUGUACGCACCGGGUCGACUCUAUCACAUUAUCGUGAGAAAACCCUUCAGAUGUAAAAGAAUUCAACCACUCGUUAGGACAGCAGUGCCUGUAGAUGGGCGGUUUGAGCACAUUGUGCUCUCGUGCAACAUAACAUCGGACCAUGCUAUUAUUUGGAUACUGCAGGAAUCUGAAAGAGCAUAUAAUGCCAUGCUGGAAAAAGAGCAUGCUAUGAACUUCCCCCGAGCACAGAAGAUGGAAAGACAGGCAUCGUUGGUGAAAGAACACAACGAAGAGUAUAAAGCAGCCAUAGAAAGGGCAGUCGCAUUGGAUGUUCCUCAUGCAUACCCGCCGCUACCUUCUUAUGGAACUUUCCAAGAAAUGGAGAAAGGUCAAAAUUCAAGCACCUUGCAUGAGGAUUAUUUUGUCGGAUAA
Molecule: messenger RNA, 1257 nt
Organism: Striga hermonthica
Lineage: Eukaryota; Viridiplantae; Streptophyta; Magnoliopsida; Lamiales; Orobanchaceae
Source: the annotation of a GenBank genome assembly